ACGACAACUUCCGGAAGAGGUCGCCAUGGCUUCCCGGGAGGAGGUACUCGCCUUACAAGCUGAAGUUGCCCAACGUGAGGAGGAAUUGAAUUCGCUGAAGCAGAAGCUGGCGUCGGCUCUUUUGGCUGAGCAGGAACCGCAGCCAGAACGGCUGGUUCCGGUGUCGCCGCUGCCGCCGAAGGCCGCUCUGUCCCGAGAUGAGAUUCUGCGCUAUAGCCGGCAGCUAGUGCUGCCCGAGCUGGGCGUGCACGGACAGCUGCGCCUGGGGACCGCGUGCGUGCUAAUCGUGGGCUGCGGUGGGCUCGGCUGUCCACUAGCGCAGUACUUGGCAGCGGCCGGCGUGGGCCGCCUUGGCCUUGUGGACUAUGACGUGGUAGAGAUGAGCAACCUGGCCCGCCAAGUGCUGCAUGGCGAGGCACUGGCUGGCCAGGCCAAGGCCUUUUCGGCCGCCGCCUCGCUGCGCCGCCUCAAUUCGGCAGUGGAAUGCGUGCCGUACACUCAGGCCCUUACGCCAGCCACUGCCCUAGACCUGGUCCGCCGAUAUGAUGUGGUGGCUGACUGCUCGGACAACGUGCCCACUCGCUACCUGGUUAAUGACGCAUGUGUGCUGGCGGGUCGGCCCCUCGUGUCUGCCAGUGCCUUGCGCUUCGAGGGCCAAAUCACAGUCUACCAUUAUGACGGUGGCCCUUGCUAUCGCUGCAUAUUCCCCCAACCACCCCCAGCGGAGACAGUGACCAACUGCGCGGACGGCGGGGUGCUCGGUGUCGUUACCGGGGUCCUGGGCUGCCUGCAGGCCUUGGAAGUGCUGAAAAUCGCUGCGGGUCUGGGCCCCUCUUACAGUGGCAGCUUGUUGCUCUUUGAUGCCCUGAGAGGGCAUUUCCGCUCUAUUCGGCUGCGGAGCCGCAGGCUCGACUGUGCAGCUUGCGGGGAACGGCCCACUGUGACUGAUCUGCUGGACUAUGAAGCCUUCUGUGGCUCCUCAGCCACUGAUAAAUGCCGCUCCCUGCAACUACUGAGCCCAGAGGAGCGUGUUUCUGUCACCGACUAUAAGCGACUGCUGGAUUCUGGGGCAUUCCACCUGUUGCUGGACGUCAGGCCUCAGGUGGAGGUGGACAUUUGUCGUUUGCCUCAUGCCCUACACAUCCCUCUGAAACAUUUGGAACGCAGGGAUGCGGAGAGCCUGAAACUCUUAAAAGAAGCAAUCUGGGAAGAGAAGCAGGGCACACAAGAAGGGGCUGCUGUCCCCAUUUAUGUGAUUUGCAAACUGGGAAAUGACUCACAGAAAGCCGUGAAGAUCCUCCAGUCCUUAUCAGCAGCUCAAGAGUUAGACCCUUUAACAGUUCGGGAUGUUGUGGGGGGCCUCAUGGCCUGGGCUGCCAAAAUCGAUGGAACAUUUCCACAGUACUGAGGUGACUGGUAUAGUCUGAUGAGAAAGAUGUGGAUUGCCAUAAUACCUCAAAGAUACACUUGUUUGCAUUUUUCGGUAAUAUACAUAGGAGCUGGGGAUUCUACAGUAUCUGUGAAUACGUGGACUCCUUUUUAUAAGGAGUUUUAAAAAUUGUUAUGUAUUGGAUGAAUGACUUAUUAAUGGAUUAUACCGUUUCUGAGAACCAUCAUUUUUUUUUUCAGCACACGGAGGAUGUCUUGGACAUGUGAGAUGUAACGUGACAGGAUUUUGCAUUUUAAACUGCAGAUCAUUUACAUGUCCUUAUUUUCCACCUCCCCCAGUCAAAAUGCUUUCUAAAUCAUUUUCACAGAUUAUAUACUUCGGAUCUGUUUACUGUUCAGUUAAGAAAUUCUUGGAUCUUAUUAAUAUUUCAGAUGAUAGAAUACAUCCUACAGAAAUACAUGUUUAAAAUGUAAAUUGUUUUAAUUAUUCAGAAAGAGGGUCAUUCUAUUUGGCCUUUUGAAUUAGUAUCAAAAUGAGAUUUUUUUUUUUUUUUUGAGAUGGAAUCUCUCUCUGUUGCCCAGGCUGGAGUGUAGUGGUGCGAUCUCAGCUCACUGCAACCUCCGCCUCCCAGGUUCAAGCGAUUCUCCUGCCUCAGCCUCCUGAGUAGCUGGGAUUACAGGCGCACGCCACCACGCCUGGCUAAUUUUUGUAUUUUUAGUACAGAGGGGGUUUCACCAUGUUUGUCAGGCUGGUCUCGAACUCCUGACCUCGUGAUCCGCCUGCCUCGACUUCCCAGAGUGCUGGGAUUACAGGCGUGAGCCACCACACCCUCCCGAGAUCUUUAAAGUUUACCAAAAUAAAGGAAACCACCUUUGUAGUCUGUCAGUGUCUCUUAUAAAUUGCUACUGUUUUCUUAAAGUUAACUUCAGGGUCCACCUUAUGUUGCACACAUAUCACAUCGUUUAAAUUGCAUACUAUGGUUUGACUUGCUUUGGAAUUUUCAAGUCAAAGUCCCAACCCUUUGCCUCUCCCCCUUUAAUUUGCCUUUUCUCUUUUGAUUUAAUGUUUUUUUAUUCCAGCAUUUUAUACUAAUGUAAAAUGUUUUUAUGUUUGUUUACUUAACAUUUUCAUAAAAUAGUAGGUAGUCUCACCAACUUCCAAUAUAUACAACAACAUUAUAAGUAAAAAUUUGAUUUGUGAGUGCCUAUCAGUGGCCAGAUGAACUAAUGGCUUGUCAGAAGGGGGCCUGUGACCUCCUGCUUGCUGCAUGCAGGCUUAUAAUCAUCAAUUGCUGCUGUUGUUUUUUUAAGAAUGGCAGAAAUCACAGAUACAACUAUAAAAUCUUUGUAUUUCUGUUAACCAUUUUUUUUAAAGCUUAAAUGUAUCAUAAGCCAGCAAAAACCCUUUGUAGACCAGAUUUACUUACCAGUUUGCAAUUUGUGAUAUAGAAUCUUGUUUUAUUAUAAGAGGGUGGUAUUUAACAAAUUCAAAAUUAGUCAUCACUUUUUAACUGUGAAACAUUGUAACUAAUUCUUUGAACAGGUAUACUUAAAGUAUGGUAUACCCUUCUGUUAUAAAGAUGAAGCAGGUCUCUUAUGACUGUUCCUGCCAACGAGUUAUGGAGGUAAAUGACUGUGACCUGGAGUGGAGAACAAAGAUGGCUGGCCUGUGUUUUUCAUCUCCUUCUUCCAGGGACAACUGAUUCUGAUACAUAGCAGGAAACAAAUAGCGACACACAGGAACAAUUUCAUAUUCUAAAGACUGAAGUCCUAAAGUUAUAGACAGUUGUAGUUCCUAUAAACCUGGUUGUCACAGGGGACAGGCAAGAGAAGCUGACUAGCUAAGUGUUAAAAGGUUUACUAAAGUGAUAGGAGGUGCUUUUGAGAAUUUUGGGGACAGAUUCAAGGCUGUACUUCUAGGAAUGAUGCCCGAAAUCAUGCACAAAACUGGCCUUAGGAGAACAGUGUCUAUGUUGUGCUGCCCUAUCAAGUACCGGAGGAAACGCCACUACAGUCUCACCAGUUUCACUUGACGUGCCCCCCCAACUCUCCCAGAAAGCCCAACACUUCAGCCACAGUCCAUGUGUCGAGAAACAGAGUCACUACAUUAUUCUUUUCUGAGUCAAGCCUUAUGAGGGUGCCUGGUAGGCAGAGUCUAAUUACAUGCCUACAUCUUAGCUGCAAGAGAGGCUGGGAAUUUGUGUUUUGAUAUCUACAAUAGGAAGACAGAACUCAUGAUGUGGGAUUUUCCCAAAUAGUGAAAUAUUUUUCAAAAGAUGGGCUGUUAAGAAUAUAACAGAUACCCAGUACACAACCCAGAUCUAUUUCAGUAUUUGUUUUUUGUUGUUGUUGUUUUGGAGACAGAGUCUCGCUCUAUCCCCCAGGCUGGAUGGAGUGCAGCGGCACAAUCUCGGCUCACUGCAACCUCCACCUCCCAUGUUCAAGUGAUUCUCAUGCCUCAGCCUCCUGAGUAGCUGGGAUUACAGGCACCUGCCACCACAUCUGGCUAAUUUUUCUAUUUUUAGUAGCGAUGGGGUUUCGCCAUGUUGGCCUGGCUGGUCUUGAACUCCUGACCUCAGGUGAUCUGUGCACCUCAGCCUCCCAAAGUGCUAGGAUUACAGGCAUGAGUCACUGCACCUGGCAUAUAUUAGUAUUUGAAAUUUGGUUUUCUCUGGGGAUUGUAGCUAGGUUUUUAUGGUGAGAUAGGAUUUGAACAUAAUUUGUUUUUUGAGACGAAGUCUUGCUUCGUCGCCCAGGGUGGAGUGUAGUGUUGUGAUCACAGCUCGCUGUGGCCUCAACCUCCUGGGUUCAAGUGAUCCUCCCACCUCAGCCUCUCAAGUAGCUUGAAUUACAGUUGUAUGCCACCAUGCCUAGCCAUUUUUUAAUUUAAAAAUUUUUUGGUAGCAAUGGGGUCUGAAUAUGUGGCCUAGGCUGAUCUCAAACUCCUGGGCUCAAGCAUCCCUCCUGCCUCAGCCUCCCAAAGUGCUUGGGAUUACGGGUAUGAGGCACCAUGCCCAGCCUGAACUUGAUUUUUUUGUUGUUUCCUUUUCAUAACAAACAUCAAAUGCCUUCAGUGUACUAGUUCUUCUAGGUUCUGGAAUAAAAAUGAGCAAGAGGUUUCCUGUUGUAGAGGAGUUUAUAUUUAAAUGGUGAUAAGUAAAUUACUGAUAAGUGCCAUAAAAGAAAUGAAACUGUGACAUAUUAGGGUGGGGGAGGGGAUCUGUUUUGAAUAGCUUAAUUAUGGAAGGCCUCAGAGAUGACAUUAAACCCAAAACCUGAAAGGUGAGAAAGAGCCAGUUACAGAAGAUCUGAGGAAAAUUCUAUACUGGGAGAAAAAUAACUGUAAAGACCUCAAGGUAAAUAAACUUGGAAUGUUCCGUUCAAGAAACUGCAGAGGCAAGUUGGGUUGCAAACAAUUAGGGAGAGUGGGACAGGGUGAGGUUUGAGAAGCAGGGAACAUCAUAAACUUUGUAGACCAUAGUAGUUUGGUUUUUAUUCUAAAUACAAUAAUAGCUAAUAUUUUGAGCACUUACUGUGUUAUUUGGGAUUUGAAUCCAGAUGCUCUGGUUGAAGAGCCCAUUCCCUAAGUGUCAUGCUAUACUGACUCUAAGCAAAACUUUGCCAUUGCUUCAUAUGUGUUCAUGCCCUGUCAGGGCAUAGAAAGCAAUCUAUGUCCUGACAAUCACGGAAGUGUAUUCCAGAUACAAUAGAAAUGUACUCUGA
This is a messenger RNA of Homo sapiens (human), 5112 nucleotides long. RefSeq names its product molybdenum cofactor synthesis 3 (gene MOCS3). The record is from RefSeq and is marked reviewed. The coding region runs from base 26 to 1408 and encodes 460 amino acids. Gene Ontology annotation, molecular function: molybdopterin-synthase sulfurtransferase activity; molybdopterin-synthase adenylyltransferase activity; nucleotidyltransferase activity. The transcript has a single exon. Gene Ontology annotation, biological process: Mo-molybdopterin cofactor biosynthetic process; tRNA wobble uridine modification; tRNA thio-modification. Gene Ontology annotation, cellular component: cytosol; cytoplasm. NCBI's taxonomy places the organism in Eukaryota, Metazoa, Chordata, Mammalia, Primates, Hominidae.